AUGUCCUCACUGGCUACGCUCUUACUCUUGGGGUCAUUCCUGUCGCCUGUCACAUCUAGCAAACUUCCCGCUCAGGCGCAGUUGAUUGAUCAAAAGGCCUUCAAUGUCCUAGAAACAACUCAACCCCCAACGGAAUUCAGUGCAAAGAGUUCCUUUGUACCCCCGGGAUCAACCGGAGAUAGUCUAGCCCAGCGGCCUUUCCAUGUAUACGACAAGGAAUUCCUCAAGAUCAUUGGAGACGAUCCAACUCUAACCCGGAUUGCACACUCUCCAAAGGACCCUCUAUUCCAUGAAGCGGUCGUAUGGUCCAAGGACACAGAUGAAGUAUUCUUUGUCCAGAAUGCAGGCGCUAAGAACGCCGGCACCGGUCUCAAAAAGUCGGCCAUUAUUGAAAAGAUUUCUCUUGCGGACGCUGCCGCUGUCUCCCAUAAGGCUGAUGCCGUGGGUUUGGUCGAUGUGACCACCGUUCCCUCAUCGCCAAUGGUCCUCAACCCUAAUGGUGGGACGAACUACCGAGGAGAUAUCAUAUUCACUGGCGAAGGUCAAGGCGAUAAUAAGCCGCCUUCUUUGUGGGUUAUGAACCCGAAGGAGCCAUACAACACUACAGUGAUUCUGAACAACUACUUCGGUCGCCAAUUCAAUUCUUUGAAUGAUGUGGCUAUUCAUCCCCAAAACAAGGAAAUCUACUUCACAGACACGAUCUAUGGCUAUGCCCAAGACUUCCGCCCUGCUCCCGGCCUACAGGAUCAGGUGUAUCGAUUCAACCCUGAUACAGGUGCCGUGACAGUUGUUGCGGACGGAUUCGAUCAUCCCAAUGGAUUGACAUUCUCCCCGAAUGGUGAUUACGCAUACGUCACCGAUACCGGAAUCGACAGCGGCUUUUUCGGUCUCGACUUCACCCGUCGCGCCUCCAUCUACCGAUUCGAUGUGAAAAAGGACGGCACAUUUGAGAACCGCAAGACCUUUGCCUUCGUUAAUGCCGGUGCACCCGAUGGCAUCCACUGCGACUCACGGGGUAACGUGUAUGCCGGCUGUGGCGAUGGCGUGCAGGUGUGGAAUCCAUCUGGAAAGCUUCUCGGCAAAAUCCACCUCGGAUCUACAGCAGCGAACUUCAACUUCGCUGGGAAAGGCAGAAUGGUCAUCUGUGCCGAGACAGAUCUUUACUACGCCACAUUAGCAGCGGCCGGUAGUUAUGUUGACAGUGAGAUGUGA
Molecule: messenger RNA, 1212 nt
Organism: Penicillium paradoxum
Lineage: Eukaryota; Fungi; Ascomycota; Eurotiomycetes; Eurotiales; Aspergillaceae
Product: SMP-30/gluconolactonase/LRE family protein
Exons: 8
Coding region: 1-1212 (403 amino acids)
Source: RefSeq, a predicted model, not a curated record